This is a messenger RNA of Anopheles stephensi (Asian malaria mosquito), 2737 nucleotides long. Its product is annotated as cyclin-L2-like. The transcript has 4 exons. Gene Ontology annotation, cellular component: nucleus. The record is from RefSeq and is a predicted model, not a curated record. Gene Ontology annotation, biological process: regulation of transcription by RNA polymerase II. Gene Ontology annotation, molecular function: cyclin-dependent protein serine/threonine kinase regulator activity. Bases 150 to 2090 code for a protein of 646 amino acids. Lineage: Eukaryota; Metazoa; Arthropoda; Insecta; Diptera; Culicidae.
CACGCGCUCCGUGCUGUCACCAACACCAUCGCACGCUCUGCUGACAGAUCAUAAGUUGCUUUUUCGCGGAACGAACCAGGCAGUGUUUCCGUGAAUCGCAGGUUGUUUUUUCCUCACUUGAUGCGUAGUUAAAGUUGCUCGGUGCAAUCAUGAGCGUGAGUAAAACAAUCACCGAAACGGUUACCAACAGCAAAACGGCAUCGGCGGUGAUCGGGGCUCAGGCGCCACCUGCAGCCAGCGCGACGAUGCCCGUACAGCGCCCAUAUGGGAAGAUUGUGCUCACGCUCGAAAACUGUCUGCUUCCGGAAGUGAAGCUCGACCAAACCCCAUCCCAGAACGAUGGGCUAGAUCGGGAGACGGAAACGGAUCUGCGUAUUCUGGGCUGUGAGCUGAUCCAGACGGCGGGGAUACUGCUAAAGUUGCCUCAGGUUGCCAUGGCGACCGGGCAGGUUCUAUUCCAGCGGUUCUUUUACUCGAAGUCGUUCGUGCGUCACAGCAUGGAGGCUACGGCGAUGAGCUGCAUCUGUCUGGCGUCCAAGAUCGAGGAAGCGCCACGGCGGAUACGGGACGUGAUAAACGUCUUUCACCAUAUCAAGCAGGUCCGCAGCCAAAAGCCCAUGAUACCGAUGAUACUGGACCAGCACUACAUCAAUCUAAAGUCGCAGGUCAUCAAGGCGGAGCGGCGCGUGCUGAAGGAACUGGGCUUCUGCGUGCACGUGAAGCACCCGCACAAGCUGAUCGUGAUGUACCUGAAGUAUCUGGAGCUGGAAAAGCACCAGAACAUGAUGCAGAUGGCGUGGAACUUCAUGAACGACUCGUUCCGGACGGAUGUGUUCGUGCGGUACCAGCCGGAAACGAUCGCGUGCGCCUGCAUCUAUUUGACCGCGCGCAAGCACAACAUUCCACUGCCGAACAGUCCACCGUGGUUUGUGAUAUUUCGCGUCAGCGAGGACGACAUGCUGGACGUUUGCUAUCGCAUCAUGGCAUUGUACAAGCGGGGCAAACCGAACGCGGAGCAGCUGGAGGAGGCGGUCGAAGCUUUAAAGAAGAAGUACCAGGAGCAGCGCAAAAAGGAUCGCCCGGAGGCUAGCGCAGUGGCGGCACCGACGGUAAUCACGGUCGAUCGGAACAAUGGGUCGCACAACGCUUGGGGAGGGUUCAUUCAGCGGGCUAUGCCAUUGCCGUUGAACUCUUCUGGUAAUACGGGCACCACGAACAGCGGCGGAAGCAACACGGCAGCGGCAGCGAUUGGUGGUGUGGCUAACAGUGGAAGCAACGCGAACAGUGGCACCACCGGGUUGAACAAUAACGAACCGGAUGCUGCAGCAGGAUCGUUGGCCGAUGGGAAAAAGUCGCGGUCCCGAUCGAAAUCGUUAUCGAAAUCAUCCCGUUCGAAGUCGCGCUCCCGUUCGGGGUCGCGUUCCGUAUCGAGGUCUCGGUCUCGCGGGUCACGGUCCCGCUCGCGCACAUCCCACUCACGCUCAAGGUCCAAAACGCGCACCUCAAGGUCACGGUCGCGAAGCAUUGCGUCACGCUCACGGUCGCGAUCCCGAUCGCCACACUCGCCUCACUAUUCCACCGAAAAGGGUGGCUCGAGACGGACAUCGAAAAAAUCGCGACACCGCUCGAGAACACCGGUAAAGGUUUCGUCCUCCGCCAAGAAGAAAUCUUCUCGCCACUACUCAUCCCGUUCCCCGUCGCCUGAUUCGCCCCAGAAGUACAAAAAGAGUUCUAGUGAUAAAAAGUACGAUCGUCGGUCUGGCAGAGAGGACAGAAACAACGACAAUCGGUACACCAACGGUUCCGACCGUGAUCGUGACCGUUCGAAAGGGAUGAGCAACUCGAUGGACCACUCCAGGUCAAAUCGAGACCGCGACAACAGAGAUCGGAUGCGAUCGGACAGUGGCAAGGUAGGUAGCGGCGGUGGAUACGAUCGGGACGAUUACAGACGUAGCGAGAAAGAUUAUCGAGGCAAUGGGAAGCAUGAUAAAUAUGGCUCUAGUCGCCAUAGUGAUAGUAGCAGUCGGCACCGAUCGUCCAAGCACGAGCGCGAACGAUCGCGUGACCGUGAUCGGGACCGCCGUCGAUAGGAGCAACAGAAGCGAGUAGGACGGUACCCGAUCAUACCACAAUCGGUACGAACUUAUGCUGCCAUGUACGUACGAUAACUUACUCCCCCGUUUCGUUCGACUACUCCCACUAGCGGACCGAUUACAAUAAGUUAAAAAAAACCUCAACCAACAAACACACAAACACACUCAAGUAUCCACUUACAAUUGGCUCAAUAAUUAUGUUCGAUCAGGGUUGGAAAGAAUUGUGCCGAAUUUUAGCUUUAAUUUUAUUGACACUCGUUAGCCCAAAUACCUUACCGGUACUGAAUCGUGCGAUGUUUUGUUUUAAACCAUUUUAAUUUUUCUACAAGUGUACAGAACGUAAACCGUGUGCUGGGUGGUGGCACACACAACAUACACAGACAUAAAAAUACAGAUAAAAAAUCAUCCGUAAACGCUUACGCUAAGAACUGAAAAGGGAAAGCGUUUGCCGGGAAAGAUCAACCUAGCACGAAGGAAGAGACUUGUAAAAAAUAGAUUUUUAAGAAAAAUUGCAGCAAAAAAAAUACGAAGCAAAGCAGUUAGUAUAGUGUUAAGAACAAGGAAAGAAAAGCAGGUCCUCAUACUCAGAGAAGGACAAGUGAAAGGGUUCAAAUAAAGAAGUUAAAAAUGUUAUUUACAAUCUA